Bombus pascuorum is the source of this 19219-nucleotide messenger RNA. RefSeq lists its product as uncharacterized. The coding region runs from base 529 to 16980 and encodes 5483 amino acids. Gene Ontology annotation, molecular function: nucleic acid binding; zinc ion binding. NCBI's taxonomy places the organism in Eukaryota, Metazoa, Arthropoda, Insecta, Hymenoptera, Apidae. Gene Ontology annotation, cellular component: nucleus. The transcript is spliced from 9 exons. Gene Ontology annotation, biological process: regulation of gene expression. The record is from RefSeq and is a predicted model, not a curated record.
CACUACGAAGCGAGGUUAAAAUCGGUACGAGCCAGGAGCGCGGUGCUCUCUGUAACUCUAGGCUUUGCUGCACGGCAGUGGCUUUUCUGACGGAUUCAGUGUGUCGCGAGUUACUUCCGUGUUCUAGAAUUCAGUGUCCGUAAGUUAUUCGUGUUGGAGCCGUGUUCCCUAGUGUUCCUUACUUCUCGCGAGUUAAAGGACGAGGCGGAACGGGAACGUCGAAGAAAUCGUUUUUCUUUUCUCGACUAUCGAAUACUUGGACACGCGUCGCUCUCGUACUCUCUCGCGUGCGUACAUGUAUUUAUUCGAGAUCCACUGGUAAAAAAAAAGAGCAGCCUAGUGACAGUGAUGAGUGUUUCUUCGCUUGUGUUCGUGGCCGUUGUUCGGGGCUUACGUGACUGUGACCGUGACUGCUGUGCCGCCGCCGCCACCGUGAUGUACUUCGCAAGCUCCGCCGCCAAGGAGAUGCUGAGGAUACGGCACGUGGUCUCGCCUAAAUGGUGGCUCUAAGGGGUCCUACAAGUAAGCAUGAGGGAAAGAACACCCUCUGCCGACGACACCCCGAAGAGGGCCCCGCCAGCACCACCCAGAGAAGCUGCCUCGGCGGACGUGGCUGGUAGCAAGACGAGCAGCGAGGCUGUGGAGGUUUUCGGCGCAGCGAAAUUCUCCCCGGCACCGACGGCAUCGUCCGCGGCGACGACAGCAUCGUCCCCGUCGAGCGACGUCAGGAUGGUCGCCUCGACUCACAACCUGGAUGAUCUAGGCAUGAGCCAUACGGCCAGCGCAAACAGCGACCGUCAGCAACAACAGGAAAAACACUGUCACACUUACAGAUCCGCUCAGACGGCCCAAGACAAGAGAAGCAGGCUCAGCAACGUGAUCAAUAAUCUGAGGAAAAAGGUUCCUGACUCCAGAAACGGGGACUCACCGAGGAAAGAAGAAGACGACAGGAACAGCGUUGAAAGGAACCUCGAAACUCUGGAAAAAUAUGUGAUGACGGUGUUGAAUGGAGUGAUCAAGGACGAGGAGGACGAUGACAGAGAGGUAAAUAGAAAGAAGGAGGCUGAGAAGGGCAAGGAGCCGGAGAAACUGCCCGAGGAUCAGGAAGAUGAGGAUUCCAAAGGUCCAGCAGCCAAAUUCGAACCUUCGAAGCCCAACGAAAGCAGAACAGAGGCUGCUGUUUUCCCGUCGGAGCAGCCUGACAAGCCAGAAGCAAAAGAAAGCCCCUUGGAACGCCAGAAAGUGGACAGGAUUGAGAAUUUUCUGAGGAACGAGGAGUCCAAUUUCCAGGAGAAUCUGUCUGAGAGUGUCAGCGAAGAAAAAGAGUCAACCAAAGUGGAAAGAGUGGAAGAGGAGGACAUUCGCAGGAUUAGUAAGGGUUCUUCCAAAGAAACAAAGUCCGAGGAGCAGUCUGCCCAAGAAACAGCAAGAAACGAUGAAGAAGAAAAGAAAGAAAAUCGUUCCUUGGGGACGAUUAUCAUGGAGAGGCUGAGCGAGAACCAGGCUGAGGAUAAGAGCAGCAUUGAUCCUGCCGAGGAAGACUGCGGAGAGUUCGUGUCUGACAACGUGGAGCUCUGGAACGUAUGCAGAGAUCUGCUGAAUGACCUUCUAAAUGGCAUUAAUCAGCUGAUCGAUGAGAACGGCCAGGAGAAAGAACAAACGAGAACGUUGGACAAUUCUGUGGAAGAGUCCAGGGAUUCUAGAACCCAGGACUUCUCCAUGACGAGCUUGCAUUGCAGUUUACCCCUGGACAAAGUGGCUUCUGUGCUGCAGAACUGUCAGACCAGUGAAUUGGUUGUUCCACAGUCGCCUUCGUCGUCCUCGUCUGCUUCUUCGUCGUCUUUCUCGUCUCAGGGCUCGAAAUCUCCUUCUAAACCACCUUCUCCCACUGUCAGGCAUCUCUGUCUCUAUUGUGACAGAAAGUUCAUGUCGAUAUCUCUUAGACAACGACACACGGAGAGGGUUCACCAGCAAGGUGGUGGCAGAAGGUCAGAGAGAAACUCGAGGAAACCGUCACAAAACUGUCAGUAUUGUUCUGACAAGUGUGCAGAGAGUUUGGAGGGCUUGUUCCAGCACAUGGUUAGCAACCAUGGGGACAAGUACCAUGGAUGUUUACAAUGCUCCACUAGAUACCUCACCAGGGAAGCUUUAGCCGGCCACAUGAGCGAGAUUCAUGCUGUCAAUGUGGAAAGGAACCUUCAGAUUCAGGAGAAAAUGAAGGAACCUUCGCCCUGCAAGGAGUUAGGCAACCAAAGCCCCCGCGACGCUUCGAGCCCCAAAGAGAGAAGACCAGAAGACACAGCCCACGAGCAUCGAGCAGAAGCUACGAACACUCUUCUAAAGCCGAUGCAUCCCGUGAAGGACAACUUCAGCAACCCAGGCAGCCCAGAGUUCGACAGUUCCUUCUACAGCAGCGUGAGCUGUAACAUUCGAGAAAACCUACUGCAUCACCUAGACGGCAAGCUCCAGAGCUCCUCGUCGACAGUCACAUCCACCAGUUUAUCCACAAUAGACACCAAACCUCAGCAACAACCUCAACAGUCCUUCUACGAGCACAACGUUAAUCAGAUCCAGUUCCCCAUAGACAUCUCCCUGACUGCUGCGACACCAGUUUAUUCUAAAGAAUACGGUAACGAAGAGUACGAGAAUAACAGCGAAUAUGCCCAGAAACCUGGCAAGAGCAAUAGGUCUCAUCCCAGAAGAGUGUCCUUCGAGAAGUAUAACUUCCCAAGGAAGUACGAUGGGAAGGAGCAGUGGACAUGUUCCAUAAAAGACCUGAGCAAGUUCGAUAUCUCCACUCAACUAUCUCUAAGGAAGAAACAACAGCUUCUGAAAGAACGUCUUAGUUUAAACAGGCUGCGCCAGAUCACUGUUCUUGCUCCCUCAGAGAUAAUUCAGGAUGAACAGAACCUGGAUUCUAGGGGUCUUGAAGAGACCGAUGACGAGCCUUUGGUCGUGGCAAACAGCCCGGAUGUCGAGCAAACAUCUCGCUGCGAGAUCGUCAAGUCUUCGGAGGCGCCCGAUGGCUCUGAGGCGAAGCAACUUCAGGACACGGAGUUCACUGUGGAAUUUGGCAACUUCCUGAGGCUCAGGAGGUGGGACGAGAAUACUUCGAUCGAGGCAGCUAAGAAACAGGAAAUUAUUUACGCCGAGCUAACCGGGGAAUGGUCCAGGCCGAGGGUCUAUAUCUGCGGCGCCUGCGCCUCCAAACAUGUAACUUUGAAAGAAAUGGAGGACCACAAAGUGAUCAUGCACCCAAACGUCUGGUGUUCCCACUUUGAGUUUUCUGGUGACCAAAGGGAACUUUACAAGCACCUAUUUCUACCAGGAAAGGAUGUACCCACGACAAAGGCGAGGACGGCUAUCUUAGUGGAGAAGGUGUGCACCAAAUGUUCCAAGAACUGUACCACUUUACCAGAGUUGCACAGGCAUAUGUUGGAAUGCGGAGGAGACCAGACUUGGUUGUUAGGAUUAUUUGGCAAUGGAAAGAAAAAGUGCAAGUGGAGACCGUUUGGAAGUCGCAGUAGAAGGCGAAGGCAGCGUGGAAUGAAGAGAAACAUUCAAAAUUCCCAGACUCCAAGGGUGAACACUCCUAAGGAGAAGCAACCUACGGGGCCAAGGGUCAGGCCUAGCGACAGGGAGAGCAUACAAAAGAUGUUAGCGAACUUACCCCCCAAAAGGGCCACCAGGAAAGUACUGCAGGACAAUACGGUGCGGACCCAGGGUAGACUACGUACCGUGCAAUCCAGAACGAGACCACGAAUGGUCGGCGACAAUUCCAGCGCCUCUCGAAUGUCCCGGAACAAAGCUGCCCUGAGGAACAAGCUGCUGAAGAACGCGAAGUCGAUUCAACGGAAUCGCUGUCGGAUCGACAACAUCUCUGCCGUGAUCGAGAGCGUGGUGAAGAACUACACUCCUGAUGACAAGAAUCCUGACGAAGGACGAAACGACAGCUCAGAAAAAAACGACUUGGAGAAAGAAACCAAAGAGAAACCGGCCGAAGGAUCGUCUUCUAUCAAAGAGGGUGAUGUGCCAGACGGAAGGAGCAGUAGAACAAAGAUGGUCAGAGGUCCCAAAGUGUUGGGUAAAAGGAGAAACGUGAAAACGAAAGAUGGAGCUGUGAAAAGCUUGGUCCAGGUGAAGAAAACAACUUUGAAGGCUAAAGCUAGAGCAGCUUUGAAGAACCUGUCCGAGACGAAGGCAGAUACAUCUAACGAGAGUACGAAGAUAUUAAAGAGUACCAAAGCUUCUCCUAAGAAUGUGGAGAAGGAGGUAGAUGUGGAUGGAACGGAAGCUAGUCCAGUAAAGAACAAGUUGUCCACUCAAACUACACCCAAGAGGAAGCGGCCGGUGGAUCCUGUAGCCUCUUUGAACGCCUCCAUCAAGGCAAAGUCACAGCUGAGGACCCAGGAUGGAAAAUUUGCCAGGAAUCCUAACAAAGAGUCUCUGUCGCCUCAAAAGUCCCCUGAGAUCAGGUGUCCUAUUUCUGGUCGUUUAAUAACCAAGGUAAGGAGCAGCGAAACUAGUCCAGAGUCGUCGAUCACUAGAUCCAAGUUAAGAGCAGUUUCUAAGUGCAAGAAUGGCGACCAGUUGCCGAAGAGGACAACCAGAUUGUCUUCUGACAGCGACAAGAUGCCCACGUUGGAGCCAGCUGUUCAAGUAUCAUCCAGUUCUGAGGAAUUUUCAGAAACUACCACAAACGACCUACCAAUCCUAUCUCCUGCUACGUCAGCUUCUAGCCAGGAAAAGAUUCUGCGUGGCAAGAGUCAGACUAGCAAAUGUUUGAACCUGGACGACAAGGAAAAUCCUAAGAAAGAGGAGAGUCAAGUUUCAGGAGAGAAAAGUGAUGUUCUGAGCAGUUUACAGGAGGAAGAGAAGGAUCAGAAACAGGGUAAAGGCAGGAGAGCAAAAAAUGAAACGAAGAAUUUGAAUAAAAGCGUGGAGAGCGUGGAUACAAAGACUGAAGCUUCUAAGGAAGGUGCUAAAGGUCUAGUUAAGGAAAAAUUCAAGAGGAAAAGUGCUCCUGCGAAGAUUCCAAGCGUGGAAGAGAAAAAAAAUAUGGCGAAGAAUGCAGAAGAAGUAGGUCUGAAGAAAGAAGCUAGACAGAAAAAGGAAGAAGGAAAGUUGGAGACUAGGAGUAACGCUAAGGCGAAGUUAGAGAAAGUCGUCGACGAUGACAGCCCUAUAAAGAUUCAGAACGUUCCCUUUGAGGUGAAGAAGUUGAUAGGCUCAGACAAUAAAGAAGACCUGCUAACCAAAUUGGUUCUGACAUCCAGGAUUGCCACUUCCAAACGCUGUCUCAGGCAACCAAUGUCUAAAUUUAAAUUCGAUCAGGCAAAGAUCAAGCCUCGGAAGGAUUUAGAACUGGAAAAAGGAAAGCUGGACUCGGGAUCUAUCUCGGAUGCGUCUACGAAGAAAGAGAAAUUCGACGCGAAAAGAAGAAAAUCGCUGAGGAACACGGAUAGGAAGGACAAAGCUGCUUCAAAGGAUGAGAAAGUUUCAGAUGAAUCUAACAAGAUCAAAGAAGCUGUGAACGAGAUGAAAACAGCAGUCAAAAGACGAAGAAGCAGCAGUAUGUCCAGUGAGAUCAAAUCAUUGGUCAAUUCCAGUCAGGCGUCUUUUGAUGGUCAAACCAAGUCAGAAGUUGAGAUGACUGUCCAGGCUGCUGACAAGAGGCAAACUAGAUGGUCGUUGUUGAAUACUAGCGAAGCGGAGGUCCAGAAUGAACAGACAGACUUCAGCUUGAAGAAGAAUACUUUUGGAAGAAGACGAGGUAGAGUUAAAUAUAGCAAUGAGACAUCUGAAAAAAAGAACACCGAUGUGUCCCAAACGAAGAAUGAAGAAACUGGUAAAAAUAAUUCCUUCGAAGUUAAUGACGAAAUCGAUUCAAUGGAUCACAACGAAGCAAAUUUUGAUGAUAAAGGGACCGUUUCAAUUGGAGCAACGAAAGUUGUCAAGGACAGGCAAGAAGAAAGCGAGAAAAUAACUAGAAACGAGAAAGAGCAACCCAAAGGUUCUGACCCUUCAGAGAAUAAAGAAGCAACCAAGGUAACCGAGAACCUAAAUCACUUACAGGUGGAAACGAGCAAUUCUAUGGACAGUGGCAAGGAAAAUUCACUGGAGAAACCUGCACCAGUUCAAAAAUUGAAAGUUGGAAGACCCAGGAAGUCCUGGGGACCCAGAAAAGAAAGAGCAUCCAAAAGAUCUUUAAAUAACGUAAUUGGAAUUCUUACAGAGGGCAUGAACGUCCCUGUCGAGUCUCAGCCAAGUGUCUUGAGCAUGCAGACUACCUUGGAUAGCGUGGAUUCUAGUGCACUUCCCCAGAAUUCCACGCCACAGACUGAUGAUGCCACUAGCAAGACUCAAAAUUUAGAUAAAAGUAUUAAAUCUUCUGAAGACACUGUUUUAGAAGUGACAAAUAGUCCUGAUAAGUUAGCAGAGGAGAUCUCUUGUGUUGAGAAGAUUUCUAAGGAAGAUCUAAAGCAACUUGAAGUUUUAGAAGCAGCUAGUAAGGACCUGAACUUGAACAAAUCCGUAGAAAAGGUUCAGAAGGUUGAAUCUCCCUCUAAAGACACCAAAGAACAAUCACCAGCUAAUGACAUUAUUCUAGAUCUGUCCAGAAGGAAACAGAAAGGAAAGGGAUCGUUCUUAGAGAAAAUAGUUUCAAAAAUAGCUAAAAAAAAGGAUGCUUUAUUAGAAGGUGAAGUUGGUUCUCUAUUGGAUACAGCUGCUGACGAACUUACUAGUAUUUUGGACGAAGUUGGGCCUGGUUUAUCAGAAAACGCAGAGACUUCGAGCGAAGCGAAAGCGAAAACAAAAGCAGAGAAGAUAGGAGACACUAGACAGGAAACUAUCAAAGAAGCGACUAGUAGGAGUUGUCAGGAUAGUUUAGUUCCUAAUAGUUUGACCAAAAGCUUGGAGAAAAAAGACGUUACUGUAGAAAAUGAAGAGAUGGUUUUGAAAGAAAUUUCAAAAGAAUUGCAGUCUAAUGUAGAAAAUUCUGAUGAAAAGAAAAUAAAAAAUGAAUCGAAUAUAAGUUCCAGUAAAGUUACCGGUGAAGAGAUUGAAAUUAAAUUGCCGAGAGAAGAUGAAAAGACCACUUCUUUAAAAGAAAAAGGAGCUUGUACCAAUGAGUCAAAAGUAGAAGAGGAAGCUGUUUCUAUUGAAACGAGCCCUAUUAGAAAUGAAAUUUCAUUGCCUGUUUUGGAGAUUCCAGUAAGUGAUUCUGCAGAUGUGUCUUUGUCAAACAUGGAAGAAGAAAAGAAGAAAUGUGAGGACGUAACUGAAGAAGUCAAAGUGAAAAGGAAAUCUAAGAAACGAUCGGUGGAAGUGAAAUCCCCAAAGAAAAAUAAAAGGAAAUCCUCCGAGCCAGCAGGGAAUUUUGAGGAAAGUUCGAUCUCUGAGGAACUGUAUCUGGCUGACGUGAUAAAGUUAAUCGAAAAAUCAAAGCAAGUGCCUUCUACCAAAGAAAAUGUUCAAAACGACUUGUCUACUGAAGUUGAUGCAGACAAGGUACCAUGUGAGGAGAAAAGUAUAAGUGAAAAACCCGAAGCAAAGGAUAAUAGGAUUGUUAUUGAUGUUAAAACAGCUGAAAACUCUGAAGAAAGUAUUGAGAAGCUCAAGAUAGAUUCUAAGGAAACUUUAGAAGAACAUGCAAUAAAUGAAGAGAAUAAACCAGAAGAUGCCCUUCAAGGUGUAACUGUAACGAAAAAUAAGGAAGAAGUUCAAGUGACUAACGAAGAAAAGAAUUCGAUGAAAAUAACUGGAAAGAGAAAUUCGGUUACAGAGGCUGUGGAUCAAUAUUUAGAAAUUCAAUCUCCAGUUAGAAAGUCCUCCAAGAAGAAAUUGCAACAGGAAGAGAAAAUAAGCCAAAUUUCUGAAGAAGAAACGAUGUUCAGUGUGGAGUCUACUGAAGUGAUAGAAUCUUCUGUGAACGAGAUAGCAUCCGAGGACAGCAGAGGACCCAGAAGGAAAUCUUUCAAGACGAAAUCCAUGAUUCAACCGAGAAACGACGAGAAGACUUCGAAGGAAUCCGAAAGUGAUCCUGUUCUCAGUAUUAGCACCAUUGUCCCGACUGAAAAUCCUGAACUACCUUUGGAAGAACCAUCUGAAAAACGUGAAACUAUAGAAAAUGAAGUUACAACGCAGCAGGUAACGCUAUUGGAUAGCAUAGAACAAUUGAAAGAAGAAAAAGAAGAUUCUAGUUUCAAGAAUACGGAAACUCGAGCGGAAGAUAAAGAAGAAGUCACUCAAAAUCCUCCAGUGAAUGAUCAAAAGGAGUCACAGAAGAUCGAAGAACCUAUAAUUGUCCCCAAAGUGCCAAAGAAGCGUGGAAGAAAGAAGAAAUGUUUGAUAGUCGACCAGACACCGACACAAGGCACCAUUUCUCAAGAAAAUUCUGACUCCAGGAUGCGCAUACAGACCGCAGCGCUUGAAUCCACAUCGACAAAUCAACUUCCUCCUAGAAGAUCCUUGAGGACGAGUAGGUUCAUCGAGGAAAUUGAAGAUCAGAGCAAGAAUUCCAACGAUCUGAUUAGUUUACAAGUUUCUUCGGCAAGUCUGGAACCGUUCAAGGUUCCAGAGGUAACCGAAGUGUUGCAGCACACGAAGAAAAGAACGUAUAAGAGAAAGUCGAUCAUCGAGGAGAAUUUAGACACUCAGAACAAUUGUUCUCAACCAGAACCUGAAACAAGCAACGCAGAGUACCCAGAGGCGAGCAGAAGUUUGGCUGGAAAAGAGGAGCAGCCAGAAAGUUCUUGCCAGAAAAAUUCUUCUGAAGGCAAAAAACGUAGCUUUAGGAGUUCGACUCGCGAACACGUAGACUUAGAAAGGUCUAGUUCUGCUGGUUCCAUAGAUCUAAUUGGCAAAACCGAACAAAUUAGUAAAACGAGAUCUUCAAAGAGAAAACAACUGUCUUCUGAGGAUUUGUCAGGCCAGGAAAGCUUAAAUCAACGAGUUGAGAGCGCAGACAAUUUGUCAGAGACCUCGUGCGUCAGUGAUUUCAGUUAUUUCAGAAAAAAACGUUAUUCUAAGAAGAAGAAGCUUUACGAGUCUCGAGAAGACGUGCAAACAGAUACCUCUGUGACCGACUCAGAAUCUGUCGAUACGGAGAAGAACACCCACAGAAGACAGAGUUUGAAAAGAAGAGCCAAGAAAAACAUAUCCUUCUUUGCUGAGUUCUAUUUGAUGGAUGACUUCGAUAUUCCAAUGGAUAUCGAGGAUUGUAUAUCGCAUCAAGAGACAGCAAAGAACGACGUUAGCCAGGAGUUGCAACCAAAACCGUCGACCGAGCAAGAGAAACUGGUUGAGGAAGUCAUCUCGAACGAAGUUUUUGAUGAAAAGCCAGAAGAGAAUGUUGAAAAACAGGAGGAAGAGGUAGUUGAAGAUUCUAAAACGCCGGUCGACGAGGAAGAAGGCGAGGAAUAUGAAGAAGACGAACUGAAAAACGAAGAUAAGGUGGAUACGAAGCUGGAUGGUCUUUCCCAAGUUCAGGAUGAUUUUCAGACGCCAAAGAAGAGAACAGCAGGCAAUUACGUGGUAGUUCAUAAGAAGACAGGUGAAAUUCUAAUCGUGGAGAAGAGGAAAAAGUUGACGAAGGAGGCUGCCAGAUUUUUCUGCGAUGUUUGUACCACCAGCUUCACCAGGAAGAGCUCUCUAAAGAAACACAACCAGUCUCAGUCUCAUUUACUUCAAAUGGCCAAAUGUAAGAAAGACAGAACAUCUAUGGAGGACGCUGAAAGUAUGGAAGACGUUGGUCAAAAUGAUACUUCUAGUGACGAAAAUAGAGUCGAAUCGGCCGAUGAAGUCAUGAAUGCGUCUUUAGAGCUGAAGGAUGACCAGAAGGACGCUAAUCCUCCCGAAUCCAACAUUACUCAGAACGAUCUAGAACCAGUUCAGACUGAUCCUUGCUAUAACAAUCAACUUGAACAGGAUUCUUUGACGGAUUCUCAGACCACCCAUCAACACAUCCUUGAAGAUGAACUUCUGGAUGAAGAAAUUUGUAAGAUCACUGAAAAUAUGAGCCAUGAUGAGUACGUUCUCACUGAUCAAAUGACUCCUGAGCCAGAAUCCACGUCCACGCCUAUAAAAAUGCAGAUCAAGAAGAUGGAGGACGUUGGAAAGAAGAAGAAACACGAAAAGAAGAAAGAAAAAACUAAAAAGAAAAGCUCGAUCGAUGAACAAAUUAGUUUAGAUAAUUCUGAGUUGGAAAAUUCACCCGAUUCGACGUUGGUAACUGUUCUGGGUGAGAAUGUGUCCAUUAAAAUUGCAAAGUCUUCGCUCUUGAAUAAACCGAAGUCUAAUUUGGAUUAUAAGGAUGUUUCAGAAGGUUUAUCCGAAGAUUCUGCUGUGAGCAAUUCAGAAUCAAAAACCGAUACUCCAAAAAUGAAUGAAAAUGAUUUCAAAGAACAGUGUUCAGAUUAUGGUCCCAGGUUGCAGGAAAACCAGGAUAUAGAUAUGGAAAUAAAAGAUGCUCUGCUGAGGACAGAAGAAAACAAAAUCAUGGAGAAAGAUAGUAUAUACAAAUUAGAUUCCGAGGAAAAGACUGAGGAUCUUUUGAGAGAUAAGUUAAACGAUAAAGAUAACGAAGAAAAUCAUUCACAUGAACGUUUGAGUCUGAAGUUUACCAUAAACAAACGCAGCAUAGAAAUCUGUAAAAAACUUGAUUCUGAGAGCAAUAAGAGCUACGAGUUAGACUAUUCAAGCACAUUUAAUAAGGAAUCUCAAGAUGUUAAUUGCAAUUCUGAGAAAGACUAUGAAAGUGCAUGCAGUAUACAAGUUGAGCCAGUUACAAGUUUUAAUUACUCCAAACCAGAAAUACAGGAAUUUAAUCAACGCUUGAAUUCAAGCUUGUGCAAGAAUCAAAAAGCAGAAAGAAAGAGUUUUGAAGGUAUUGAUGAAUUGGACGCUUGUAAAGUACAAAACCUUGAAGGAGAAAGUAUGAAAAUGAUAUUUGAUAACGAGAGUGAUAAGCAGGGUGAACUGGUCAAAACGCCACGCCAUGGUAAAUCCAAGAAAGGCAGAGCUAAGAAACAUUUUGAGAAAACAGAAAACAGUUCAGAAGAUAAAACCAUUAAAAGUUCUUCCAAAUCUAAAGAUGGUCAGAAUAAAUUAGUGUUCAAUGAUGCGACCAAACUUUCAGAGACCACAGAUGAUCAAAGAUCACUCGAUUAUUCUGAAACAUUGGAUAUUAAUGAAAAGUUAGAGCGUUUAGUACCUGAUUCGCAAUUGGAAGAUAAUUCUGCUAAAAGUGAUGGUAUAGUUAUCUCUGCAACAUUAGAAAAUGAAGAUGAUCAUGAAUCUAAUGAAUUACAAAUUGUUGAGGAGUUAGAAAUCGAUAAAUUUUAUCCUGAGCCAGAAUCUUUGGAAGAAACUGCUUUGAAACAGUUAGUACAGGAACAACAAGUUUCUGAGAAGAGAAUUGAAUCAUUAGAAGACAAAAUCAACUAUUUUCAGUCAAUGGAUGAUGAUGAAGUUUCGUCAUCCUCAAGUCUAGCAGACAAACCUUUGUCUCAAAUUUUAUUUGAAAGAGAAGAAAAAUUGGAGAUAUAUAAAGAGCAAACAAAGGAACGAGAGUCUUCCACGACCUUCCUGAAGGAUUCCGACAACGAGCCAAAACCUGAAGAGAAACAAGAAGUCGAGAAUAGCGACCCUAAAGCUACCAAAUCUGAUAUCGAUGAUAAUUCUUUAGACAUAAAUGAAUUAAUUGACAACCAAAACUCUGACAAGAAUUUGAAUACUAACGACGAACAAGCGGAGCAGCAGAUUGUAUCAGAGGAAGAAUGUGAGCCGGAAGCAUCGAAAACAGCGGAGGAUUCUGACAAGGACUCCAAGAUUUCAUCAGAGUCUGAGAACAGCGAAGCAAUUCCAUCAAUAAUUGGUAGUGGUCGAAAAUCAAACACCAGUGAUCGUCAAAAUCCGAGCAAAAAGGUGUCUAGGAGUCACAAAUACUCUAACAAGGACAACUACAGGAAAUCCAGAGGCAAGAAAUCUUCUAUAAGGAACAAAAUCGCCGAUUUGACUAGUGAAAGCGACGACAGUGAAAAUGAGGACAAAAUUGAAUCACAAAACAAGAGUAAAAUCGUGAAGAGUGUGUUUGGCAGAGUUUUUGGUGGUGAGAAGACAGACAAAGUCAAGGAGGUACUGAACGACUGGGUGUCCAAGUCAGAAGACGACUCAGAUCUCUCCAGAACAGGCUUCAGAUCUUCCAGUUCCAGCGAAGGAAAGACUAAAGACUCUUCAGGCGACAAGAAAAAACACUCGGUUUCAUCCUCUAUACCUUUUAGUCCCAAGAAACGUUCUGGAAAAAGAUCCAAGAAGAGCUCUUCUUCGGACAGAGCCAAGGAGAGAAAUCCAACAUAUGAGAACCAAGGUGAGCAUCGAUCUAGAAAACACACAAAAUCAAAGAACAGCUCCAAUAAUAAGAAAACACAUGAUACAGAAGCUUCGAAUAAUUACUUCUUACUGUUACCAGCAACCAAGUGCAGACUCAGCAAGAAGAGAGCAGAAGAAUUAAUUUCUAGGACCUUCGAGGACGAUUUUACCGACGUCAAUGUUGACAAGAGCCAGAAAGCAUUGAAACACAAGGAGCCAAAUUAUGGACUGAGGAAUCAAGGCAAGCCUGACUUGACGAUCAAGGACAGUGGCUAUGGAUCCUUCAAUUAUGACGAAGAUUCUUCCAAAAUCGUGCCCUUGGAAGAUGCCAUAGAAGACGAUCAGAAAGUGAUCAAGAAGAGAAAGCCGUCAGAUUUUAGAAAAAGUAAAGGUAGAAACGAGGAGGAAGAUUGGAGAGAUCUAAUUGAAGAGAAAACAGUUUCGGAGAAUCCUAAGGAGUCUGGUGACGAGGAGGAUAAUUUCACCAAGGUUCACCUUGAGAGAGACCCCUUCACUAGCCGAAUGUCUGUUGAUCUGGAAUCUUCCCAAAGUUGCAGCAGUCUAGCACCUAGUAGCGUGAGGAACAGAUCUCCAAGUAUGGAUAGGAACUCGCAGACCACUAGAGAUUCUGACAUAGACGGCGAAGAAGACGAGGACAUGGGCCACAGGCGAAUUUCUCCCUUGUUCUGUGGAACACCCAGAAGUUCCAUAGAGACCAGCUCCAACAGUGAAAAUGAAGAGGAAGAGGAAAAUUUGGCUACCAACGAGGCCGCAACUAGGAAAAGAAGCUCCAGCGAGUUCUCUGGUGAGAAAAUCGUCAUUAGAUCGCCCUCUUCGAGCCACAAGAGCGAAGUAGUUACUAUUGCACCCACUGACGCGAUAGAGGACAACGCUCUGGAUGUUCCUCAAGAGAUCGAGACCACGAAGCCUAGACAGGGCAAAGUUCUGAACUUCGACGAGGAGCUAUUUGUCGAGUGUUGCUCCAGGUUGAAAGCCACCACUGAGAAUGAGCUUAGGGGAGCUAAAAAGAUCAAGCUGGAUCACAACGAAGGUUACCAUAGGAAGGAUGAGCAGCAGCAAGGAUUCAGGGGACCCAGGGAUAGGUGGAGAGACGUGGAGAGUCAGAACAGCCUGGGAAGUCUUUUGGAAUCCGUGAACCAGCUACUGGGUGAAGAGAUGUACAGCACCAGAGAAAGGGACUACCCAAAACGGGGUUGCAGAAACUUACGAAGCGAGCAUUCCAGCAGAUCAGCUAGCCCCGACAUGUCCAGAGUUGACAAUCUAGGCUACGAGGACAGUCUGGACGUUGCAUUUGAGCACAACAACAAACUCAGAGACAAGAUCCAGCAACGCAUGAGAGAGUCUGAAAAUCUGAUAGCCAGCACGUUUGGUCAGAAAAACAGUAAUGAGAUUAUACGUGGGGAACAUCCUUCGAAGAACAACGAACAUGACAUGCUGAGGAACUCGUACUCCUCUCUGCAGGAUCAGAGACAUUUGUCUGGUACAAAUUUGUCCAAUGGAGGCUACAAUGAGUCUUUGCAUGUUAGAGGACUACAGGAGGAGCAUGAUGUAAAGAUGAACCUGGAUUCUUCAGAACUCAAAAGCAAAAUGAAUUCUUCUCUGGGUGGCUUAUUGGACAAGGCGUUAUCCAAUUUGCUGCACAACAACGAAAAACAUGAUCACAAUGGAUCCACGCCAAUGAAGGUUCUAGCGGAGCUAGCGUGUGCCAGAGCCCCAACAUCUACAUCUGGGGACACAGCAUCUCAAGAAUCUAUCCAAUCUGCAAAAACUACUCCACUAAACAAAGAUGCACCUCCGGAACCAAAUCCCAUAACCAUGUCCAAAGAUAUUCAGAAGAAGUCCAGAAACCCCAUCAAAGAGCUCUUUGAAAGAAAGAAAGAGAUGAAUGAAAGAAAACAACAAGAAAAGUCAAAAACAGAAGCAGCUCUUAGAGAACUAAAUGUUCACAGACAAAGGAAGACUAAAAAGACCAAGAAGCAUCAGAACUUCCCUCUGAUUCGACGUAAUGAGCAUGGCGGCUUGGCUGAAAGGAAGAAACGCCGUGAUGGCUAUGAAAGAAAAGAUGAGUUCGUGUCAGAUAGAAUUAAAGAUGUGUAUGAGUUCGACGAAGAGGAAAGUCAGAUAGAGCCUAACUUGGGUAGCGUGAUGUCUUACAGGAGUAGGCCAGGCUAUGAAGUGAGCUGCUUGAAAACUAAAGAGGUGGACGUGGCUGGAUUAAUGUCUAAAGCCAUUGGAGAUACUCUAGAGAACGGAAAAACCGGCGAUGCUCUAAGUACCAGACUCGAAUCUAUGAUUGAUAGGAAAUUUAAGGAGUUAGAGAAGUUUGCUCCAAAGACGAAAGGCGCUCUGAAAUCCUUCCAGAGUGAGGAUCAACAGAGACAAGUCACUGGACCCAUGGAUGAGUUCGUAGAAAGGAAGCCAACGAAGGCUAAAAGGCCUAUGGAGCAAUCUUUGAAGCAUUCCAAACUGAAAAAGAGGAACAAGAAUCCUAAAAAGAAGACUAGGAAUGCUUGGUACGAGAAUGACAGCUCUGACGAGUAUAGAACUGCUGUGAAGACUGAAGAUGUUGGUGUAGGUAUUUCGAAGAGUCAAAGAACGUGUUCAAAAGGGAAGCAAAAUAUUUUCGCAGAGUUAUACACCUCCUCAGAGAGUGAGUAUGAAAAUGGAGACGCGGACUACGAGUCCAGAAGGCAAAGGAGAGUGAAGAAGAGCAGCAAGAAGACGACAGAAUUGGAAAACAUGGAACAGAUUCAAAAAUUGGUUAACAAAUACUCGUCUGAUAACGAAGAUCACGUAGACGAUUGGAGAAGCCAGGAUUUAAAGAACGACACUCCCAAACUUGAUUGUGAUAAUAAAAAAUCUGAAUCGGAGAUGUCCGAUCAUCCUCUGAUUAUUGAUGAGAGAAAAGAUCUGGAUGAACCGAGGAAUAGUGACGACGAAAUUGAGAAUCAGUAUGAGAGAAAUUUUGAAAUGGAUGACCUAUAUAGAGAAGACAGUUCUAUUGUUGAAUCAGACGUGGAAGACUCAGCUCCCGUAGAACCACCAAAGAUCGCAGAAGAGUUCAGGGUAAAGAGCCCAAGUUUGCCAGAGGAGAAGACUGAUGCCAAGGCAGAUUACAUGCAAGAGAGUGAGCGCGAACUGAUCCCAUUAGAGGAAGCUUUGGACCUUCUAGAUCAAGCUGACAAUGAGAACUCCCUAAGUGCAAGGUACGGUGAAGCAAUCAGGCCUGCUAAACCUGAGGAGCAUAUCAAUCCAGUGAUGACAACAGAACUUGAGAAUGAAACAUUCAAUCCUAUUGAAGAUUCUGAUCCUCUACCAGUGGCAAAGUCUCCUACUCCUAUAGAAGAACAAGAGGAGGAGCCUGACAAUGAUCUCUUAGCCUUACCAGAAAAGUUGUCAAGUAACGAAAAACCGCAAAAGGAAUCCGAGAAUCUUCCACUGCAUGUGUUCCUGAGCAGAAAGGUGCAGGAGUCGAAGAAAAAGAAGGAGCAACAGUUGAAGAAAAUGCAGGAAGAACAAGAAAGGAUACUAAUGGACUUCCAGCCCACCAGGAGACAGAGAAAGUGCGCUAUCGGAAAACAAGGAUUAUUAGCAGAGAUCAGUAGCUCUGAUGAAGAAAUAAGUCCAAAGGAUAGGAAAAUGAGUGAUAAGUCAGAUCAUGAUAAGCCAAGGAAACAAAAGAGGGAGUCAAAGGAGAAGAGGAAAGAGAGGUACAUAGAGAAGAAGCACGAACAAAUGAUAGCCAAAGAACAAAAAGCCAUAGAGGAGGAGAUCCUGAGAGAGGUUGGAAAGAAGAAAGAGUCCCUUACACAGAAUAUUACAGAUGCAAAAAAUACUAUAGACAUGAAUGGUACAAAGAAAGCAGAGAACACUGAGUUAACAGAGAACAAAAUGCCCCAAGAAGCAGCACAGAAAAAGAAACAUCAAACUAAGGAGAAACAAAAAAGGCAGUCCAAGACAGAUGAAGAUAUGUUUGCCAAGAAUAAUCACGAAGGACUCAGUGAUUUAGAGAACAAUUGCAACAAGACCACACUGAUGGAAACCAAUCAUGAAAUUGAAAAUAAUCAAGAGUCUCCUGUGAAACAAAAGAAAUACUCCAAGUCUCCAACGAAGCCAAAAAAGGCCUCAAAAUCAGACCAGAAGAUCACAGCAGGUAGAAAGAACAAAAACUCUAACACUGAUAGGAAGAAUAGAGCAGAUUCAAAGGGAUCAAAAGAUAAAGAACGUAGAUCCUCUAGUGGUAAGCGAGAUUCUGAUGAUGAGGAAUUAAAGACAACCAAGUCCUGGAAUAAAGUCGAAGAAGGAGUUGGAGUAGCCAUUGGUCGACGAAAAAGGGCAGCUGCCAAUCAACUGUACUAUUGGUCCAGUUCUAGCGAUGAAGAAGAGAUGUUGGAAGUGGUUCCCGCAGUUGAAGAGGAAGAAGAUGAUCGUCAAGAGCAACAUGGUUGGAUUGUCGGUGACUCGCAUAAGAGAAUGAUUACCAUGCUUGCUAUGGAAAAACAGUUAAAGGAGAAACGAAGGAGGAGUGAGGAUGAAUUUGAGCCUGGCAGGACGAAGAGUAAAAAGCACAGAAACAGCACUUCUUGAUACGUGUUUCAUGACUAAGUUCAUAACUAGGAUGAAUUACAAGAGCAACAGUUUUUGACUGACUAGAAACAGGACGAGGAAUACAGAGUUCCUUUUUUCAGAGUCAGCCAGCGUAGUUGGAUAUCUCACAAAAUCUAGGCGAUCAGCAUGUGUUUUAUAAUCAAGUUCAUAUAUACAGCUAUAAGAAGCUUCUGACGAGUAUGGUGACACUUGUAACAUGUGAAAAUGAAGAAGUACACUAAGGAGAGAGAGAAAGGCAGACGAAGAGGCAACUUUUGAUACGCAUUUCAUCACUAUUUUUCCCAAAUGAUUAGGAAUGCUCUGAAGAGAGCACAUCAUUGUUUUUCUAAAGGACUUAGAAGUGGAUUCAGCAGAACUGGAUUUUCUUAAUAACGCAUUGCAGAAUGACAGUCGAAAUGAUUAGAAGAAAGACUUUUCUAACCAGAAAUAGAGUAAUCGGAUCUUUUGAUACUAGUCUUAGGCUCACGAGUGAAUGAAACAGGAUAGGUUUUCAUUAAGGUAGCUAAAGGAAUGUUAGAUAGUAAUGUAAAUCUGAGUCAGCGAAUUUGUCUUUUGUUGAGGAAACAGCAACGAAGAGACAGUUUGUAAUCGGUUUAUGAAGAAUGUAGAAAUGUAUCUUGAGCGAGAGUUUUAGAAUUGAAGUAAUUAGGGGAGAGACUAUAUCUUAUAACCUAGAAGAGUCAGAACUAUAAUUGUUCAUAUUUCCUCCUUGUUCUUUUUCAAGUAUACGAGAUAACGCGAAGAUUUAGUUUCUUUUUUUUCUUUCCUCUUUCUUUUAUUUUCUUAUAGUUGACGCUCUUUAUAGUUUGUAGAACAUAGUGCUGCAAACGUUCAAUAAUCGACGCUUAUUUGUUCCAUCGAGUACGGUGGAUGUAAUGUGACCUACUGCCAGAAGAAAUUCCAAUUUCUUUCGGUCAUAUAUAUUGUUAUAUAAUAACGUGAAUCGAAAUGACGAGUGUGUGUCAAGUUUUUUGAAACAAUGGGAAAUAGGUCACGUGUUGUAAUCAAGGUGUGUAAGAAGAAAAAAGCAAGAUGGCAACCUGUACAUAGCUUGGCAUUAAUAAUAAUAAUAAUGAUAAUAGUAAUAAUAAUAAUAACAACACUAAUAAUAAUAAUAGUAAUAAUAAAAAAGGCUAGCUCGUAUUAUGUUAAGAAUAUAAUAAUUCCACGCCCUUAUAAAUAUUAUAAAUAUAAUCUAAUUUAGACUGAAUGUGAGUAAAUAGCGAACAUUAAAAGAAAUUAAAAAAAAUAAUUAAGAGCACCUUUAGACAAUACUAGGGACGUUUGUAAUGUUUUAGUUAAAGUAGCGGAUAUUUAGGUGAUGAGAAACGAAUUAAAACUGAGAUUAAGAUUAAUCAGGCGAAAAAAAAAAUAUUAGAAGAAAAAUAUGUCACACUUUGAUUUAAUUUACGAGAAAGGACGAUGUAAACUGGGGUCCAAUCGAGUAGCGUGCUUUUGCCGGCUUCUUGUGAUUCGUACAUAUCGCGGUAGUCGAAAAAGGGAAGGUGGAUAAAGAAGAAAUCUGUAAUGUCGGCUGUUUUUUGUCGCCCGGCAUGUUUUUCCAGAAUUGCCCGAAUAGAAAUCCAUUUUCGAAGGAGCUUUAGCGCAGUUUAGUCGUUUAAUAUAUGAAAUCUUUGUUCUCUUUUCUCAUUCGAAAGCGUUCGAAUAUUAACCCCCCCCCUCUAGAUCUCAUAUCGCGGCAUCAACGAUGAUCGAAUGAUGAUCGCUACGUAUUUAAGAGUAAAAGCUUAUAAAUGAUAAAGGAACGGUAGAAAAAGAACUUUCCUUUCAUACGCCUAGUUGAUGCACAUAAUUCUAAGUACGUAGAAUUUCAUAUGAAUAUAUAUAUACAUAUAUAUAUAUAUAUUCGGGACAAAAGAUUAUAUAUAUAUAAAUAUGAACAUAUAAAAAUAUGAGAAGAUAAUUGAAUGUAUAACAGAAACGAUUAAAACAAAAAGCAGAAAAAAAUAAUGACAUAGACUUUAUGUAAAUGUACUGCCAUAAUCAUAUUAUUAUACGAGAGCCUAUGCGAAUAGAUAUAUUAUUAUUAUUCCUAUAAAGACGAACAACCGGAGAAACAACAGCGACAUGAUGGCUAGCACAAAACAAAACUAGACAAACAAUCCGACUGUAAAUAGAGCAUAUUUUCAAUGUGUCUGGAAAAGUAUGUUUUGUAAUAUAAGGAUUGCAAAGGAAAAAUAAAAUUAUUAAAGAAUCA